Amblyraja radiata (thorny skate) is the source of this 832-nucleotide messenger RNA. RefSeq names its product SH2 domain-containing protein 1A-like. The record is from RefSeq and is a predicted model, not a curated record. Gene Ontology annotation, cellular component: cytosol. Lineage: Eukaryota; Metazoa; Chordata; Chondrichthyes; Rajiformes; Rajidae. The transcript has 4 exons. Gene Ontology annotation, biological process: negative regulation of neutrophil differentiation; positive regulation of B cell differentiation; negative regulation of bone resorption. The coding region runs from base 58 to 465 and encodes 135 amino acids.
GAGGGAGGGGAGAGAAUGUGAGAGAGAGCGAGAAAGAGAGAGAGAAAGAGAAACCCCAUGCCAUUCAGUCACCUUCUUGGAAACAUGAGGUUUCCCGUCUAUCACGGGCGCAUCACCCGCGCAGAGACUGAAGAUCGGUUGGCAUCGAUGGGGAAUGACGGAAGUUACCUGAUCCGAGAUAGCGAGACCGUGCCAGGAGCCUAUUGUCUGUGUGUGUUGAAUCAACCCUUUGUUCAUACUUAUCGGGUUUCCGAAACUUCUGGGAAAUGGUCUGUUCAGACAUUGAAAGGAGUUCCACCACGUUAUUUCAGCAGCAUAGAAAAGCUCCUGCUAGCGUAUGAGAAACCAGACCAAGGCUUAGUGGUAACUUUGCUGCAUCCAGUGGAAUAUAAAACAUAUAAAAUCCAAAACCACAAUGAAGACUUGCAGGAAGAACGAGAGUACAUGGAAAUGCUCGGCAUAUGACACGGACCUAGUACAAGAGAAGAGUCUCCAGAGCAUCACGAAGGGUUAUCUUGGAAAGAAAUAUAUUAUUCUGCUCGAAUGCUGUAAUUCUAGAUUAGUUAUUCCUUUAAACAAGCUGCAUCCAUGAAAAUGUGAAAAUCCAUUUGGUGUAAAUGAUAUAAUAUCUUGAUUUUUCCAAGCUGUAGAAUUCACUAAUGUAAACUAUAUUGCAAUCUUAUUUUGCCUACUUUAUGUAUAAUGUAACAUAGAUGGAGACCAUUUGGCUCAUUUUACACCGCACGCUCUGUGAUAGAGCCAUUUAUUUGGUUCAAAGGGGCUGGCUGGUUCUGGCUAAACUGAAUGAAAUCUAUAUUACUAAAAGUAAGAU